Messenger RNA from Gilbertella persicaria, 1611 nucleotides. Its product is annotated as glycoside hydrolase superfamily. Gene Ontology annotation, biological process: carbohydrate metabolic process. NCBI's taxonomy places the organism in Eukaryota, Fungi, Mucoromycota, Mucoromycetes, Mucorales, Choanephoraceae. The transcript is spliced from 7 exons. The coding region runs from base 1 to 1611 and encodes 536 amino acids. Gene Ontology annotation, molecular function: hexosaminidase activity. The record is from RefSeq and is a predicted model, not a curated record.
AUGCUUCAGUUAUAUACAGAAGAUACAUUUGAAAUUGAAGGUGAACCGCUAUUUGGUUAUCUUCGAGGAAAAUACACAGCAAGAGAGCUUUCUUUGAUUGAUGACUAUGCGUUUGACUUAGGAAUUGAAGUGAUUCCAUGUAUUCAAACACUAGGCCAUAUGGGCCAGGUACUUCAAUGGCAGCACUAUGCGCAUUUACGAGAUAAUACUGAAGUUUUAUUGGCCGAGUCAGAACCUACAUAUGACUUUAUAGAGAAGAUGGUCCUGGCUGCUUCUGGACCUUUUCGAUCAAAGCGCAUUCAUAUUGGCAUGGAUGAGGCACAUGGCGUAGGUGAAGGAAGAUACAGACAAUUGUUUGGAUACCAUAAAGACUCUACACAAAUUUUUGUAGAUCAUUUACAAAGAGUCAAUGAAAUUUGUGUACGGAAUGGUUUGCAGCCCAUGAUUUGGUCUGAUAUGUUGUUUUGUUUGGCUGUCCAGAAUAAUUCUUUACAAGGCUAUUAUGACGAAUCAAACAAUCCUGCAGCAAGCACACCUGAAUUCACUGAAAAGAUGCCCGACAAUCUCAAACUUGUCUUUUGGGACUAUUAUCAUACAACACCUGACAUUUACUCACAAAAGAUCCAGCAACACCGACAAAUGGGAUGUCAGGAUCCUUGGAUUGCUACUUCUGUCUGGACUUGGAGCCGAUUAUGGGCUGCUUUGCCUUUUACAUUUGAAUCUGUUCGAGCAAGUGUGAUAGCAGCAAAAAAUAAGGAAGAUGGUGUAAGAAAUACGUUUAUUACUACUUGGGGAGAUGAAGGAAAUGAAUGUGAUGUGCUUUCUGCUUUACCAGCUUUGUUUUAUUAUGCUCAACAUGGAUACACAGACCAAGAAGAAGUUGAUAUUCCAAUGUUGAAAAGAGAUUUUGAAGGAAUAUGUGGAGCAAGCUUUGAUGACUGGGUUUUUGCUUCAAAGAUUGACGAUGUACCCGGAGGUACGCCUAUCAAUUCAAGAUCUAAUUUUGCUAGCAACAUGAGUAAAUGGUUGCUUUGGGAAGACCCGUUUUUGAGCUUUCUUUCGCCUCAAUACAACGACGAAGAUUUAGAGACACAUUACCAGAUGAUUAACAAUCAUUUAUCAACUGCUAUCUCUGAAAAACAGGCGUCUCAUCCACUCAAUCAACGUCUUGAACUUCCUUGUCGCAUUGCUAAGGUCCUGAGUCUCAAAUCACAUUUACGCAAACAUUGUAUUGCACUUUAUAAAAAGCGUGAUUAUGCCCAACUUUAUAAUGUGGCUCAUACCCGGCUCCAAAGCUUACGUCAAGAAGUGGAUGGACUAUGGAAAUGCCAUCGAUCCAUGUGGCUAAAGACGUACAAACCUUUUGGCUGGGAAGUUGUUGAACAGCGUUAUGGUGGAUUAAGAGCUCGCCUAGAGACUAUGUUUGAUCGAAUUGUAGCCCAUAUAGAAUAUAUGCAACAAGAGCAUGUCGAAGAGGAAGAUGAAGAUGAACAAGAUGAACGAGCUAAAAUACCAGAGUUUGAAGUAGAUUUAGAAUGCCUUUAUUAUGGUGUCAAGACAAACUUGCUCUUAGACCAUGCUCGCGUUGUCACUCCUUCUCGUCCUGGAUAA